Sesamum indicum (sesame) is the source of this 1693-nucleotide messenger RNA. RefSeq names its product flavin-containing monooxygenase FMO GS-OX-like 9. NCBI's taxonomy places the organism in Eukaryota, Viridiplantae, Streptophyta, Magnoliopsida, Lamiales, Pedaliaceae. The record is from RefSeq and is a predicted model, not a curated record. Gene Ontology annotation, molecular function: N,N-dimethylaniline monooxygenase activity; flavin adenine dinucleotide binding; NADP binding.
UCCCACAUUUCACACACUCACAAACCAAGGAAAGUGAGAUCAAAAUCACCCAAACAUGGUCUCUGAGAGAAACUCUUCGGUGUCGUCCAAGAAAGUCUGCGUGAUAGGGGCGGGGCCGGCCGGCCUCGUGGCCGCCCGCGAGCUAAGGAAAGAAGGCCACAGCACUGUGGUUCUUGAACAAAGCCAUGACGUUGGAGGGCAAUGGCUAUAUGACCCUAAGGUUGAGGAAGAAAACCCUUUGGGGAAAGAUAGGUUUUUGAAGGUGCAUAGCAGCAUUUAUGCCUCGUUGAGGCUAACAUCGCCGAGGGAGAUCAUGGGCUUCACUGACUUCCCAUUCGUAGCCAGGAAAGGUAGGGAUAUGAGGAGGUUUCCCGGUCAUGAGGAGCUCUUUCUCUACCUACAAGACUUCUGUGAGAGGUUUGGAUUGAGAGAGAUGAUAAGGUUCAAUACCAGGGUUGAGCAUGUGGAGAUGUUGGAUUACCCUGUUCUCGACGACGACUUGAAGUGGGUCGUGAGGAGCAAGGCGGCGGAGAAGGCCGUGGAGGAGGUUUACGACGCGGUGGUUGUCGCCACCGGCCACUAUUCUCAGCCUAGGUUGCCUAGAAUAAAAGGAAUGGACACAUGGAAGAGAAGGCAGAUGCACAGUCACAUUUACAGGGUUCCAGACCCCUUCAAGAAUGAGGUAGUUGUGGUUGUCGGGAACUCAUUAAGCGGACAGGACAUAUCAAUUGAGCUUGUAAAUGUGGCAAAGGAGAUUCACCUAAGUGCCAAGUCCCUUACUAUUUCUGAAGGCUUAUCAAAAGUCAUCUCCAAAUACCACAAUCUACACCUCCAUCCACAGAUAGAGUCGCUGCAUGAAGACGGGAGGGUUUUGUUCGUCGAUGGUUCUUGGUUCGUUGCAGACACCAUCAUAUACUGCACAGGGUACUCUUAUUCAUUUCCAUUUCUUGACACCAAAGGAAUAGUAGUGGUGGAUGAUGACAGAGUGGGACCCCUCUAUGAGCACACAUUUCCUCCUUCACUGGCUCCCUCUCUAUCCUUUAUUGGCAUUCCUCGAAAGAUUAUAGGGUUUCCUUUCUUUGAAUCCCAAGCAAAAUGGAUUGCUCAAUUGCUGUCUGGGAAAAGAAGGUUGCCAUCAUGGGAAGAUAUGAUGCAAUCGAUUAAGGAGUUUUAUCACUCAAGGGAUGUUGCUGCCAUCCCAAAGCACAAUACACAUGAUGUUGCAAAUUUUGAGUACUGUGAUAAGUAUGCAGACUACAUCGAUUUCCCACAUUUAGAGGAGUGGAGAAAAGAGCUGUGCCUUUCAGCUUUGAGAAACUCUGAAAUCAACUUGGAGACGUAUCGAGAUUCCUAUGAAGAAGAUGAAGAAAUGCUCCGUGUUGCUCAUAAUAGCCCUCACUUCACUCAGCUCGAUCGGCCAUGAACACUUUAUAACCUUAAUUAUAUGAAUUUACAUACACAUAGCUUCCGUUUUGAUCAUAUUAAUUUUUCACAGUUGGUAAACAUACUAGAAAACGAAACGAUUUUUGUUGUUCAUUUUGAUGCUGUAUGAGGAAAAGAAAUGCUUUCGUUUUGAACGUAAAAUUAUGAUGAAGUAUGAAUGAAUAUUAGGAGUGUAUUUAUGAACAUGAUCACCGUUUUCGUUAUGUUAAAAUUGUAUCAAAUAGAUGUGAUCUUUGGAUAGCGAUAAUUA